Cariama cristata (Red-legged seriema) is the source of this 774-nucleotide messenger RNA. RefSeq names its product transmembrane protein 69 (gene TMEM69). Bases 1 to 774 code for a protein of 257 amino acids. NCBI's taxonomy places the organism in Eukaryota, Metazoa, Chordata, Aves, Cariamiformes, Cariamidae. The transcript has 2 exons. The record is from RefSeq and is a predicted model, not a curated record.
AUGUUUCAUCUCAUACAACGAUGCUGCUUCCACACACCUUUCAAGCUCCAGAAGUUAACCGGUCCCAGACUACUGCUGUAUGGAAGGAAUAAGACAACUUGGUCUUCUCUCAGCCUCCAGCUGCAGAGAGAUGGGUGCCCUCUCUCAAGAUCUUCAAUCCUCAACCCAGCAUCAGUACAUGCAACCAAGCUCCAGGCUUUUCACACCUCUCUCCCCUUCUUCAAGAAAAAAACCCCCAAAGAAUCUGAGUCCAAAGAUUCGGGCAUCUUGCAACGAACUAUGAAAGCACUAAAGGAUUCUCCCAAGCCAGCCCUUUACUUAAGCCUUGCCGGGCUAAUUCCAUUUGUUUCUGUGCCACUGUUGAUGGCUGUCCAAGGGACCUACUACCCAGAGAUGGGGUUUGCUCAGGUCACGUAUGGUGCCGUAACAGUCUCUUUCCUAGGAGGAAUGAGGUGGGGGUUCGCUCUCCCAGAAAACAGCCCCGCCAAGCCAGACUGGCUGAACCUGGCUAACAGUACAAUUCCUCCUCUACUUGCCUGGCAAGCCUUACUUUUUAAAGAUGUCACUGUUGGUGCAGUAAUGCUAGUACUGUCCUUAGGGGUAGCACUACAUUAUGAUGUUUCCCUUCUCCCUACUUAUCCUAGGUGGUUUAAAGUAUUGAGAGUAGUGGGAACUGUGGUGAUGGUAUUAUCACUAUUAGCCACUGCAGCACUGAAGACAGUUUCAGAGGAGCAGCUAAGUAACAGCAGAAAUAAGUGGCAGAACACAAAAUAA